Messenger RNA from Fusarium verticillioides 7600, 1365 nucleotides. Its product is annotated as nitrogen fixation protein NifU. Gene Ontology annotation, molecular function: ferrous iron binding; 2 iron, 2 sulfur cluster binding. The coding region runs from base 308 to 874 and encodes 188 amino acids. The transcript is spliced from 2 exons. NCBI's taxonomy places the organism in Eukaryota, Fungi, Ascomycota, Sordariomycetes, Hypocreales, Nectriaceae. Gene Ontology annotation, cellular component: mitochondrial matrix; cytoplasm. Gene Ontology annotation, biological process: iron-sulfur cluster assembly; intracellular iron ion homeostasis. The record is from RefSeq and is a predicted model, not a curated record.
AGUCUACUCCACACCACCGCAAGCCAUUGCCCGAAAUCGCCAUCUCCUCCUCAAGUCCCGCCCGCAACGAGAGAAGAGCAAGCAUCUUUUUUUUAGGCCAAAUCCCCAGACUCGAUCCUCCCUCCGUCAUCGCUUUUCGCCUCCCCAUUCAACUUCAACUCUCUGAUCUUUGCAUCACUUGACUUUUCCAAUCUUGCACCUUACAUCAAUCCUGACAACACACGACCUACGCACAACCUGAUAUUCGACGAUCUCGAUAUAUCAACCAAAAAACCUACAAACCCACAAAUACACAACACAUAUCACAAUGUUUGCUAGAGGAAUUCGCGCUGUCUCGCGGCGAGCUGCUGUCGCUGCUCCCCUCGCCCGUCCUACCAUCCUCCCUGCCCGCCAGAUCUCUCCCGCCGUCGCCGUCAACGCUACCCGCUCCUACCACGAGAAGGUCCUUGACCACUACUCGCGACCUCGAAAUGUCGGCUCCAUGAACAAGAAGGAUGCUGAUGUCGGUACCGGUCUCGUCGGCGCCCCGGCCUGCGGCGAUGUUAUGAAGCUCCAGAUCCGCGUCGACCCUGAAACUCAGAAGAUCUCCGAGGUCAAGUUCAAGACGUUCGGAUGCGGUUCCGCCAUCGCCUCCAGCAGCUAUCUCACUGAGCUUGUGCGCGGCAUGAGCUUGGAUGAUGCUGGCAAGGUCAAGAACACUGAGAUUGCUAAGGAGCUCUGCUUACCCCCCGUCAAGCUGCACUGCUCCAUGCUUGCUGAGGAUGCCAUCAAGUCUGCCAUCUCAGAUUAUUACACCAAGAACCCCAACGCCAAGGUCAGCAACCUCAGCGGUACCGGCAUGAAGCUCCCCGAGGCCGACGCCGCUGCUGCUUAAACGUGGUAAUUCAUCAAAGCAAAUCUCAACAUGAAAAAAAAAAAAAAAAAAAAAACACAAAUCUCACAUCACAUUGCUUUUACGCCGUGUCACAAUACUUGGGAAACUAGGAAAUGAUACCCUCUUUGAGGCAGGAUGAAAAAAGAAAGUCGUGCGAAGGAGGGGAGUCAUCUUUGAAUCUAGUCUGGAAUAAGAUUGUCUGACGCAACACGUCUGACUAGUCUUUCCCUUCUUUAUCCGCAACAUUCAUGGGAUCAGAAUUUGGGAGUCAGGGGUUAUUUUAUUUUAUUAUCUGCCUGAAAUCACUAUGGUUGUGAUUGGGCUUACAGGGGAUGCGGCGAAGAAGGGGUCUGUCUACGUCGGAGCGGGUUUGGUAGAAUGAGAUGAACUGUAAAAAAUAGCUACAAGCGCGAAAUGUCAAAUGUUUUCAUCUAAUGACUAUGUUCGUUGUUCGUGAGUCAGUGAAGAUUGAUAAGCUGUUAUCUGAUGGG